AGCCCAGCCCAGCUAUAGCAUGAAAGGAAAACCCAAACCCUAGCUAGGGUUUUGUUUGGUGGGAUAUAAAGGCGAGAGACUGUCUCUGCCCUAUAUUUCUUUGGUCCCUGCAAGGAGGAGGAGAGGUUUCAUUCAUCUGAAUCGUAAACACCAAUCGUAAUGGCUCCUAAACAGCCUAAUACGGGGCUUUUUGUGGGUUUGAACAAAGGACAUGUUGUGACCAAGAAGGAAUUAGCUCCAAGGCCUUCUGACCGCAAAGGAAAAACCAGUAAGAGGGUACAUUUUGUCAGAAACUUGAUUAGGGAAGUUGCUGGAUUUGCACCAUAUGAGAAGAGGAUUACUGAGCUUUUGAAAGUUGGUAAGGACAAGCGUGCUUUGAAAGUAGCAAAGAGGAAGCUCGGAACCCACAAGAGGGCGAAGAAGAAGCGUGAGGAGAUGUCCAAUGUUCUCCGCAAGAUGAGAUCUGGUGGAGCUACUGAGAAGAAGAAAUGAUAAUUCUUUUUCAAGUUGUAUUUGGGUUAGCCUUAGAAUCCAAGUUCCUUUGAGAUUUUGAUCUGAGACAAGACUUCAUUUAAAAUAUUUGUUUGUUAAAGCGACAUUAAUUCUGGAAAUUAUGAAAUUCGGCCUUUAUUUCUGGUUUUA
Molecule: messenger RNA, 642 nt
Organism: Cannabis sativa
Lineage: Eukaryota; Viridiplantae; Streptophyta; Magnoliopsida; Rosales; Cannabaceae
Product: large ribosomal subunit protein eL36y
Exons: 4
Coding region: 160-492 (110 amino acids)
Biological process (GO): cytoplasmic translation
Cellular component (GO): cytosolic large ribosomal subunit; ribosome
Molecular function (GO): structural constituent of ribosome
Source: RefSeq, a predicted model, not a curated record